AUGGGUCUAUUUCAACCAAGUUCCAAGUCCCAUGCCAAAGGCAAGGUGAUUUGUGAUAUAACCAAUACCAAAGAGCUUAAAUAUCAAUGCGAUGAUAUGAUCGAGGUGCUUUUAACGAGCCCCGUUGUAGGCUCUUCCCAACCAAACGUGGAGAAAACGAUCAAUGUCGAAGCGUAUACACCCUUUACUGCCUCUCAUGCAGUGGAUGAUGUUAUGAUGGCACUUAAUUUCGUUAGUUCCGUUGCUAUGAUUGGCUCUGUGGCCUACUUGUACCUGAAAAAAGUGGAUUGGCAUGAAUCAAAACUGCUGCUAUACUUUACGGUACCAUUUUUCACGAUCUCAUAUUUAAUAAAUCUGCUUGUGUCACGAAUCCGCGGUCCUGUUGUAUUCACUGGCUCUCGCCGCAUGGUAUCGAACCGCGUCGAGGAGGACCAACUUGUUAUCAAGUCUCCCCACUUUCUUAAACCUACACUUACGGGCGAAAAAGCUGCCGAUGGUCGACCGGAAUUGGUACCUCCGAAUUAUGAGAUUGAGGCCUACUUCUCCAAGACCACGAAUGGAGGCAAGACGGUUUUAAGUCGUAAGCACUGCCGUAUGGUUCUUGGUAAUUUUGGCGAAUGGUUUACCGAAGAUGGCGAGUUCAAGGAGGCUGCAUUCCGGCAUAGUCUGCUUUCCUGCCUUGAUAAACAUUUUGCUCAAUGA
Molecule: messenger RNA, 702 nt
Organism: Malassezia pachydermatis
Lineage: Eukaryota; Fungi; Basidiomycota; Malasseziomycetes; Malasseziales; Malasseziaceae
Product: spc25 domain-containing protein
Exons: 5
Coding region: 1-702 (233 amino acids)
Cellular component (GO): signal peptidase complex; membrane
Source: RefSeq, a predicted model, not a curated record